GUGGUCACCUUUAAAAGCUGGCAGCUCCUCUCGUGGGGUCGGAGGUUUGGCAGCCAACAAGCCACAAAAACAACUUUUCUUCGGUUUUCCCUCGUUAGCAAUUUUCUUCCUCUCUUCAUCCUCUCUUCCUUUCAGCAUUUGAAGACGUUUGCUGGUUUGGUGCCACACUUCCUGCGGGCAGCUGGUGACGCUCCAAGACAUCCUGACGUGUGGUCGCCAUGACGCUGAAGGCAGCACUUCCUAAGUAUGAGCUCUUCUUCUACUACACCGUGCUGGUCUUGGCCCUGUCCUGGUCCACCUGCUGGGUCUUCCACGUGUCCGCCUCAAACGCCAACAGAAAAAGCUUAAAGUCCAAAGUGAAGCCAGGAUGGAACAUUUUUGGCAGGAAAAUGGACACGGGGGAUUCGGAGUGGGCCAUGUGGUUUUGGACUUUGCGGGCCCACAUCCUGUUUGCUCUGUCGGGACACGUGCUCCAUGACCAAAUAUGCAACAUUCUUUCACCAAAAAUGUUGAAAUACAGGUCCCUUGUCCACAUGGUCUACGGGGUCCUGGCCGUGUGGACCAGCAUGGGCUGGACCUACGUCAGCCUGAUCCUGUCCCACUGCGUCCUGCUCUACAGCGUCUCCCUGGUGAAGACCCGCUGGCUCUGCUUCCUCACCGGACUCUGCACGCUGGCCACCUUCAGGUGUGAGCCCUUCCUGUCCUGGCAGGCGGGCAUUGUGGCGGGCGACUUCCCCCUGCGCCACGUCCUGUUUUACGCCGGCUGCGGCUUCACCAUCAUGCGUUGCACGAGCUUCGCCCUGGAGAACUGCGAGCGCAAGGACGGCAACUUCAGCAUCCUGGAGCUGCUCAAGUACAACUUCUACUUGCCCUUCUUCUACUUCGGCCCCGUCAUGACCUUUGACCGCUUCUACCUGCAGGCCAACAAGUCCGAGGUGAGCAGGAAGGAGCGUGAGCUGUGGAACAUCAACAUGCAGGCUGGGACCCACCUGGCCCUGGUCCUCCUGGUGGACUUCCUCUUCCACUUCAUGUACGUCCUCAGCAUCCCCGGCGACCUGAAGCUGCUCAAGCACCUCUCCGACUGGGCUCUGGUGGGCGUGGCCUACUUCAACCUGCUCUAUGAUUGGGUGAAGGCGGCGGUCAUGUUCGGAGUCAUCAACACCGUGUGCAGACUGGACCACCUGGACCCGCCCAAGCCUCCCAAGUGCAUCACCAUGCUUUACGUCUUUGCCGAAACGCACUUCGACCGGGGGAUCAACGAGUGGUUGUGCAAGUACGUGUACAAUCGCCUGGGGGGCAAACACGACGGCGUGCUGGAGGAGUUGCUGGCCUCGCUGUGCACCUACGCCGUCACCGUCCUCUGGCUGGGACCCAGCAAGGUGGUCCUCAUCUGGGCCUUCUUCAACUGCGUCGGACUCAACUUUGAGAUGUGGGCCGCCAAGUUGUUCUCCGCGGAGCCUCUGCUGUCUUUUGAGAUGGCGAUGUCCGAGGCCAUGUGCCGCCGCGUCAGAGCCGUCUUCAACAUCUUCAACUUCUGGACCAUCGUUCUGUACAACACGCUGGCUCUCAACAGUCUGGACUUUGCCCAGCUGGUCGCCAAGCGGCUGCUGCUCAAAGGUUUCCCCUUCACCACCAUCACGGUCAUGUUCGUCACUUACUGCCUCAUUCAAGUCAUCAAGGAGCAGGAGAGGCGGCAGGCCCUCGUGGACGAUCCCGAUCCGCUGCCGCCCCCUGCGGCUGAAAGUCCGGCCUCAGCGGCGCAAGCCCUCGCUGAUCCCAGCAAGAAGAAAGCCGAGUAGAUGACAUCAUCAGAACAUGGUGACCAUCCUAGCAGGGAAUAACAGUUCCAUAUUUAAAUGAGCUGCAAGGAAUUUGGGGUUAAGUAAGAAAUAGACAAUAAAAAGACAUUUCUUACCUUGA
Messenger RNA from Nerophis ophidion (straightnose pipefish), 1920 nucleotides. It is a transcript of the gene hhatlb, whose product is annotated as hedgehog acyltransferase like, b. The transcript is spliced from 13 exons. The record is from RefSeq and is a predicted model, not a curated record. Gene Ontology annotation, biological process: negative regulation of N-terminal protein palmitoylation. NCBI's taxonomy places the organism in Eukaryota, Metazoa, Chordata, Actinopteri, Syngnathiformes, Syngnathidae. Gene Ontology annotation, molecular function: acyltransferase activity. Gene Ontology annotation, cellular component: endoplasmic reticulum. Bases 219 to 1799 code for a protein of 526 amino acids.